UUGGAUCCAGAAUCACGGGACUGUGGGAGAGCACCUCUUUUUCGUUCACACCCGGUCGACUUAGCGGCAAGUGUUGUGAUCGGCAUGUGAAAAUGUGCUCAAGAACAACAGCAGAGUACGAGGGAGAAGUGCCUGGCCCAAAAGAGGAGAAGGAGCCACGACGACAACUACUGGACGCUGUGUUCAAGCUGCAGCCUCGAAUUGUGUUACGCAGAGCAGACAUCACUGAAGAGCUUCAUACGGAGCGGCAGGAGCCAGAGCCCCCUCACAUUAAAGAGGAAGUGGAGGACGAAGAGGUCCACUACAUCAAAGAGGAAGAGGAGGAGGAUAUCAAGUUUCCAUCGACUGGUGUCCCUUUGAAGAGUGAAGAUGAAGGUCAAAUUGAGGCGAGCGGAGAGACGGAGCCUCCAAGCCGAAGCUCAAGUCAACACAUGACAACAGAAGGUGAUGGAGGAUCAAAAGCAGACGGCCUCUUAGCUCCACUGUCAGAUAGUGACGACAUGACGUCGCACUCUGCUCACACUGAUGAAGAUGAUGAUAAUGAACAGUCGGAAGGUGAAAGGACAUGUCACACUGACAACAAACGAUGGAAAUGUUCUCAGUGUGACAAAAAAUGUGCUUAUAAGAGCAUUUUGAAUGAACAUGUGAGAACUCACACUGGAGAAAAACCUUUUUCCUGCUCAGUUGCUGGUCAAAGAUUCCCUGAAAAGAGAAAGUUAAAAAUACACAGAAGAACACACACUGGUGAGAAACCUUUUUCCUGCACAGUUUGUGCUCAAAGAUUCUCUGUGAAGGGAAACUUAAAAAAACACACAAGAACACACACUGGAGAGAAACCUUUUUCCUGCUCAGUUUGUGGUCAAAGAUUCACUCAGAAGGGAAACCUAAAAUUACACACACGAACACACACUGGUGAGAAACCCUUUUGCUGCUCAGUUUGUGGUCAAAGAUUCACUCAGAAGGGAAAUCUAAAAUUACACACACGAACACACACUGGUGAGAAACCCUUUUGCUGCUCAUUUUGUGGUCAACAAUUCUCUACUAAGAGCAACUUAACAAUACACACGAGAACCCACACUGGUGAGAAACUUUUUUCCUGCUCAGUUUGUGGUCAAAGAUUCUCUGCGAAGGGAAACUUAAAAAUACACCUAAGAAUACAUACCGGUGAGAAACCCUUUUCCUGCACAGUUUGUGCUCAAAGAUUCACUCGGAAGGGAGAUUUAACACAACACACAAGAACCCACACUGGUGAGAAACCUUUUUCCUGCUCAGUUUGUGGUCAAAGAUUCACUCAGAAGGGACACUUAAAAUUACACACAAGAACCCACACUGGUGAGAAACCCUUUUCCUGCACAGUUUGUGGUCAAAGAUUCACUCGGAAGGAAAACCUAACACAACACACAAGAACCCACACUGGUGAGAAACUUUUUUCUUGCUCAGAUUGUGGUCAAAGAUUCUCUUAUAAGUAUCAGGCUAAGACACACACGUGUGCUGGUGAGAAUAGCAGUGAUCAAGAAGAUUUUCAUGCAAAUGUAAAUGUUUAAAGACGUAAUUACGAUGUUACUGACUGACAAGUGAAAAAUUUACAUUCUUGUAUUCUGUGUACCAGCUUUUAUUGUAUCCAAAUAUUUGAUAAAAGCCUCCAGCAGGCAAGUGUGGAAAAUGUGCACUGUUUAGCUUAGUUUGUAUGACUUUAAUGAUGACCUCCUAUUAAAUACAGCAAGCUGUAUUUUUUUAUGUUUUUUAUUUCCUGAGAAGUUGUCAUUUUGAAGGUGAGGGGAUUUCACCUGACAGCUACGAUAUAUCAAAUAUGACUAUAAUACAUUAGUUUUCCCACACAAGCUAAACUCGUGCUUUUCAAGUUUCGAUUUUGGCGAUGAAAAACAGGCGUUCAAAAGGGAAUUAAUCCCUUCCCAAUUGUUUCAAAACAUAUUAUUUUAAAUGACUGCCAGUUUAAUUUUCUUGAGCAAAAAAAAAAUACAUAAAAGGAACUUGUUUGUGAAAUAUGGACCAUUAAGACCCAUACUUCCUUGAAGCAAUGCAUGGACUUUGUCCAAUGUUUUCGUGGUCAAUAUCCUUCCAUCCAUCCAUUUGCUGUACCGCUUUUCCGCACUGGGUUGCGGGCUUGCUGGAGCCUAUCCCAGCUAUCUUCGGGCGAGAGGAGGGGUACACCCUGAACUGGUCGCCAGCCAAUUGCAGGAUGUCAAUAUCAAAUAAGUAAAUGAUUGAUUGAAAUAAGACUGUCAAGAAACUUUGACUUUUGGGGGAAACUAUGAAGUGUAUUUGUGAUCCUUAAUAAAACCCACUUUUUAA
Messenger RNA from Phycodurus eques (leafy seadragon), 2313 nucleotides. Its product is annotated as gastrula zinc finger protein XlCGF57.1-like. The transcript is spliced from 3 exons. Gene Ontology annotation, molecular function: RNA polymerase II cis-regulatory region sequence-specific DNA binding; DNA-binding transcription factor activity. The record is from RefSeq and is a predicted model, not a curated record. The coding region runs from base 93 to 1544 and encodes 483 amino acids. Lineage: Eukaryota; Metazoa; Chordata; Actinopteri; Syngnathiformes; Syngnathidae. Gene Ontology annotation, biological process: regulation of transcription by RNA polymerase II.